Molecule: messenger RNA, 2590 nt
Organism: Oryza sativa Japonica Group (Japanese rice)
Lineage: Eukaryota; Viridiplantae; Streptophyta; Magnoliopsida; Poales; Poaceae
Source: RefSeq, a predicted model, not a curated record
GAAACGGACGAAGUAUCUUGCAUACAAUCUUUUCAAAAAGAAAAAAAAAAGAAAAGAAGAAAAAGGGAUAGCUUGCUUGCAUGGAUCAGCUGACCGGCCAGUGAACACUAGUGCCAAAUGCAGUAGAUCUCCAUCAACUGUCUCUCUCUAGCUAGGGCAUCCACAACUCCACAUCAUCACUGUGUCAAAAAAAAAAACACAGUCUACUGACAAGUAUCUUUCAGAAAAGCGAGCGAGCUAAUUAUAAGGAAGGGAAAUAAAAAGGUGACCCAUGAACAUAUAUAUCCGGUCGAUCAAUCACUCGAUCUCGUAGGGAAUUAAGUCCACGGUCCACCCUACCUCUCAUGAGAUGAUGAUGAUGAUGAUUGUUAUUAUUGAUGAUAGCUCGCACUAUCAACUUUGGGUGUAAUUGACAUGUUGUCUGCUCGGUGGUAGCACGAUUUGGAAUUUCAAAUCGAUCUCUCUUGAGUUUCAGGUAUUUUAAUUUGGUACUAGUUACUAGUGGAUCAAAUCAAGAAAAAGAGUAAAUAUGCUAGCUUUCCCUCAAAAUCUCUCAAAAUUUCAUGUUUUUUUCCAUACAUCGUGACAUCUUUGACAACAGAAGAUAAAAGAAAUUAAGGCUUGUUUGGUUUACUGUCAUGUUAAAAUGUUGACAAUGCCAAAAUAUAGAUAAAUUUUAGUAGUGCCAUUUUUUUAGCAACUUAUAUGUGUUAUUGGGCAUAUUUUGAUAGCAAACCGAACACUAGCUAAAAUUCUAUUCAAAGUACCAACAAUUUGGUAGGACAUAUAUAUAUUUUGGAAUCAAAACCAAAAUGGUCCUUAUUGUUUAAAGUUUAUUUGAACAAAUUUCUGGUUACCAUAUAUAUCCACAGUUAUUUUUGCCAGUCCCUGAAAAAUUCACCCCAAAUCAAUGAAAAUUCUCUAGGCUUUGACUGGCAGUAGGUGUGGCAGAAAGAGCAGUACAUAGCUAAAGCCUAAAGGCAUGUAGCCCCCCUGGAGAAGUGCCCUGGCCCUAUAUAACACACAGCACAAAGGAGCCCCCUUUCCCUCCCAUCUUCUUCCUUCCAUACAUCCAUCCAUCCAUCCAAGUCUCUUCCUCACCAGCUACCAGCAGCCAUGGCCACAUGAGAGAGAUCUCUAGAGAGAGAGAGAGAGGCCAUUGUUGCUUGCAGUAGAGUUGCAAAGAAGGCUAGCCUAGCUAUACCUACUACUAGCUAGUAGAGCCUUGUUGGGCUUGGGAGUAAGAACAAGGUCGCCAUCCAACCCCAACUCCAUAUAUCCAUCCCGCACGGUUGCACAGUUGCACUCGUUCGUUCGUUCGCUCGCGCCAUUAUUGCUCUCCCUCCAUAUUGCUAGCUAGCUACCACCAUAAGCUGUAGCUAUAGCUAUAGCUAGCUAACCUCUCUCGAGAUCUCGGAGAUAUCAUCUCUGGCCAUGAAGCCGUCGCCGUCGACGGUGGCGGCGUUCUACGGGACGCUGGCGAGGGGGCUGGACGAGCUGGAGCGGUCGCUGGCGGCGUCGUCGGCGGCGGCGGAGUUCGUGUCGGCGGCGUCGCUGCGGGCGGCGCUGGCGCUGAUCCGCGCGGCGCACGCGGGGCUCGCCCGGCUCGUCGGCUCGCUCCACCUCCCCGGCGGCGCCGCCUGGCUCGACGAGUACAUGGACGAGACCUCCCGCCUCUGCGACGCCUGCCGCGCCCUCCGCCUCGGCGCCGCCUCCCUCGAGGGCUACUCCGACUCCGCCUCCCGCCUCGCCUCCGCCCUCCGCUCCUCCCACCUCUCCUUCGAGGUAACGAGGGCGAUGUCGGCGUGCAGGAGGGACGCCAUGGCGAUCAGGGAGGAGAACAGGGUGCUCGUGGAGACGCGCGCCGAGGCGCUGGCGCUCCGCCUCGCCGAGACCAUCCCGCCCGACGCCAAGUUCACCGGGUUCAACGGCUUCCGCGGCGUGCUCUGCGCGACCAGGAUGCUCACCUCCUUCCUCCUCACGCUCCUCUCCUGGGGCGUGCUCCACUACUGGCCCGACGCCGGCGGCGCCGGCGGAGCCACCGACUGCGGCGCCUACUUCGGCGCCGCGUUCGCGUCGGCGCUCGCCCGCGCGCAGCAGCGCGCCGCGGCGGCGGCGGCGGCGGUGUCGCCCUCCGUCGUCGACGCAGGGGGAGGCGCGAUGAUGCACGAGUUCCGGCGCGCCAGGGCGGCGGUGGAGCAGGCCAGGGACGCCGUGGACAGGGCCGGCGACGUCGCGGCGGCGGCGGCGGAGGUCGCCCUGCGCGCCGACGCGCUGAGGUCCGGGUGCGAGGACGUCAUCGCCCUGAUCGACGACCUAUUCGACGAGGUCGCCGAGGGGAGGAAGAAGCUCCUCGACCUCUGCAGCGGCGGCGGCGGCAACUAACCAUCAGCUAGCUAGCAGCGCGGCGGCCGCCAUGGCAGGCACACCACCUGCUUGCUUGCUUGCCUCUGCUGCUUUCUUGGCUGUCCUCCUCUUCACUCUUCAGCUUGCUUCUGCUCCUUGGGUUCUUGAGCUAUUAACACUAGUUGCACACUCUUGUCUUGCACAUGUCUGAUCAUAAAUGGCAUUAGCAGAAAUGGACUCAAAA